ACAAAAAAACCCCAGAAAAGUUCUGAAUUCUGGAGAACUCCAUCUUAGCUUCCAGUUGUGCGCGGCAGAGCGAGUCCCCCUCAUCAAGAAGCCGUCACGCCUGCUUAAAUGUAAUGACUCUACUGCAGUUUGUGGCUGCAUGAAGAACAAAUGUCUCUCUCUCCCCACUUCUGAUCUUCAGCCUCUGUCCUUCCACUCCUGAGAAGACAAGGAGCUUUUUGUACACAGGGGAAAAUCACAGGACUCACAUGCUUUGGAUGCGAGAAAGUGAGUGAUCCCGGCAGAAGAUAGACUCCCUCAGAUCAGAGGGGCUCAGCUGAAGAGCAGACUGGAGAAGAAGCUCAGAAGUGUGUGGAGGGACUACGAGAAAAAUGGAGAAUGGUCAGAUGGAAUCGGCAGAGAAGACGGAGGAGAUGCUGGAAGAAAUAAACCAAACUGUGGAAGGACCAACUCUGGAGCCCAGUCAGCUGCAGGGCCUGCUGUUGGAGCUGCGCGAGCUGCGCAGGAGGGACCACGAUUUGGAGGAGAAGCUGCAGGCCCAUCAGACAGACGCUGACGAUAAGAUAAUGAGCCUGAAGAACUCCCUCAACACUUUCAAGGAGGAGCUGGGUGUGGCGCUGUUCCACAUUAAGGAAGUCUCCAGCAGACAGAGGGACACGCAGAGGCAGGUGGAAGUUCUGCAGUCAGAGCACGUCAUCGCUCUUCCUCACAGGAAGAGCUCCAGGGCGGAUGUGCUGACCGCAGCUGACCAGCACAUCUGUACGCCCGGCCAAUCAGAGCUCAGCGUGUUCCAGCACUCGUUCCCCACUCUGCCGCUCAGCGAGUCUCCACAGAGGAGCACAAGCUCCACACAGACCUCCACCUCUGAACAGGAGGCGCAGCACCAGAGGAGCUGCUCCUCUAGGUCUCCUGUGUGGGAAGAGAGGAGCAGCAGGGAUGAGACGGACGUCCAGGAGAGUCCGCCUGAGAACAGUAAGAGGCAGAGGGCGGCUCUGGAGCUGCUGGAGUCUGAGCGAUUCUACGUCUCUCAUCUGUCACUCCUGCUGAAAGCUAACAUCUCCUUCAACGGCUCCGAGGCUCUGGCCUCCAAGGACAAACGUCCGUUUCCCAGCUCCUUAAGAUUCCUGAUCCAGCAGCACCUUGAGCUCCUCCACACACUCCAGGAGCGAGUGCUCAAGUGUCAGUGGAAAGGCAUCAUGGGAGAUGUAUUUAUGAGACUCACCAGCAAGGAGAGUGAUUUCCUGGACUUCUACGUGUCGUACCUGAAGGAACUUCCAGACUGUCUGUCCGUCGUCACCAUGCUGGCCUCCAGCUCCUCCAAGUCUUCGGCUUUUUUGGAGAGUGACAUCAUAGGAGACGAGUCCAAACCCUCCCUUCACACGUUGCUCCUUCAGCCUGUCCAGAGGAUCCCAGAAUACCUGCUGCUGCUCCAGGGCCUGCUGAGACAGACGGACGCCGAGCAUCCAGACUACUACCUGCUGGUGGUUUGCAUCCAGCAGUUCCGGGCCUUCACGGCGCAGUAUCAUCACCUGCUGCAGCACAACCAGGAGCUGCUGCUGCUCAACCGGAAGGAGGUGAAGAGGUCUACCAUGAAACAGCUGUUAAAGACAGUGGAGAGCGGGAUCCAAACCAACAACAUCUGCUCCCCGUACCCAGGCAGCGGUGCAAUGUUAGAGCACGCCAACAUGGUCCGGCGCAGGAAGCAGUGUCUGCUGGAGCAGAUCCAGGCCCACACUUUCCAGAACUGGGACUGCGACCAGGAUUCGGAAAACCGCUACGACACAGAGUGGCCGGCCCAGCUGCCUUUCUUCGGCUCCGAUCCAGAUUCCCGGAACCAGAAACAGACAGGCCUCGGCAGCAUCCCAGAGGCUGAAAUGUCUGCAUCAGGCCAGCACCACCUUCCAUCCAGAACUGCAGAGUUGCGUCAGGUUCAGCCCGGCUCGGCUCUGGCCGAUGCGCUCGGGGAGUUCCUCCUCCCUCCAGACCCCCCAGGGAUGGAAAAUCUCUACGAUGAGGACGGAGGGUCCCUUCAGGAUGCUCCUCUGUUUGACCGCUGCUCCUCCGCCUCCUCCGACUCCUCCAUCGACAUUGCAUUUGUGAAAUGCCCCAAAGGCCCUUCGGCGUUGCAUCACACCAUCGCAACAAACGCUCCCACAAACCGCAACGUCUUCGGCAACGGCGGAAAACAAGGUAACGGUGUCAGCAAACCAGCCAGCAGGGGCUGCGUUUCCCCUGAUGAAGCUGUGAUGACGCGUCGCAAUCUGCACCGCCCCCUUCAGGCCAGCCAGCGCAAGAGCAAGUCACUGAAUGGCCUGCAGAUGGAGAACACGGUGAGUCUGGACACUGGACUGUCUGUGGCAAUAGGCAGCCACGCCAAGCUGGAGCGUCAGGGCAGUAAGGGCAGCAAAGGAUGCUCCACUCCAUCACACAAAAUCCACACUCCGCUCAGUAACGCCGAUAAACAGAGCGCCGACCUUCACGGACUGCUCAGCAUUGACUCCAGUCUUCAGUCAUGGGGGGAUGAAUCCAAGUGGAGGAUGGAGGAGAACCACACCUCCUUCAGUGAGAGGAGUCGCAAGGACAAGGGAGGCUUCAGGAGCUCUUUCAAGAAACUCUUCAAGAAAAACAGGUCAGGUGACGAGAAGAAAGUGGGAGAAAAAACACCGGAACAUCAAAGCAGCGGUGAACACGACACACCGGGGAAAAAUCCCAAACUGAUCCACCUUGAGAUCAACCGCGGCACGGCGGUCUGACGUCCUCCUGCGCCACGGAGCAGCUAAAACGCUGAGUCACUCCAGGUUUCCUCCAAGCAUGUAAAAAAUGUUUGCAGCCUUCAAACUGAGAGAAAGCACUUAAGAUGUAACCAAAAAAAGCAAUGAUUUUCCUUUAUUUAUACAUUUAUACUUGCGUUUUCUUCACAACUAACACAUUUCCCAGUCUCUGCUCUUCAAACUGGACUUUGUCUGCAAGAUCUCAGGAAACACAAGGUUUCUACUUGAAUUCCUGUUACUGAUACACAACACUUAAGUUAAGGAAAUGCCGAUGAAAAUGUAUUCUGGAUUUAGAGUUUGAAAAAAGGACUAAAGCAAAAGAUGCAUAAACUUCUCCUUUGUGUUAAUGAAACAGGAAAUUAGACGCCUGAACUCAUGUUUUUGUUUUCCUGUCAAAAAAAACCUUUACAAUUUUAUAGUAACCUUCAAAACUUCUCUCUACUUACGAUGUUUAUAGUUUUUACCAGCUUCUUUCCUGAUUCACAUGUAUAAAAUACUGAAAAGGACUUGAUAAAAAUAAAUGCAGAAACAAA
Molecule: messenger RNA, 3304 nt
Organism: Oryzias latipes (Japanese medaka)
Lineage: Eukaryota; Metazoa; Chordata; Actinopteri; Beloniformes; Adrianichthyidae
Gene: arhgef33
Product: Rho guanine nucleotide exchange factor (GEF) 33
Molecular function (GO): guanyl-nucleotide exchange factor activity
Source: RefSeq, a predicted model, not a curated record